Xenopus tropicalis (tropical clawed frog) is the source of this 556-nucleotide messenger RNA. RefSeq names its product thioredoxin. Gene Ontology annotation, biological process: cell redox homeostasis. The record is from RefSeq and is a predicted model, not a curated record. The coding region runs from base 132 to 446 and encodes 104 amino acids. The transcript is spliced from 5 exons. Lineage: Eukaryota; Metazoa; Chordata; Amphibia; Anura; Pipidae.
CAUGUUACAUUCUAAGGAGGGAAGUAAGAAUUAUGGCAGUUCAUCACAAAGCCCCGCCUCCACUUUUUCUGUAUAUUAAAGACUGAAAGGCAGAGGGCUUGAUACUGCAGAGUGAGAAGAUUGACGCAAAAAUGAUUAGGUACCUAAGAAGCGUGGAGGAAUUGCAAUAUGCACUGCGAGAUGCUGGUCAGAAACUUGUGUUGGUCAACUUUUCUUCACACAAGUGUGGCCAGUGUACAAUAGUUGCCCCGGAAUAUGAAAAACUAUGUACUGAAUAUCCUGAUAUUUUGCUGUACAAGGUUUUGGAUGAUGCACCAAAACUGUGUCAACACUGUGAAAUUACUUCCACCCCAACGUUCGUUUUCUACAAAGAUCGGCUAAAGAUCAAGCAGUUCAGUGGUGCUGAUAUAGUGCAACUAAGGGAAACCAUCAGGAAGCUAUACUGAAUCACCAAUGCUUGCAAAACUGAUUCCAAAGAUAACAAAUGCUUCUUUUUCUCUUAAUCUCAAAAAAUUCUAAAAAAUUCUAAAAAAAAUAAAUGCAUGCCUGAAAUCAA